Messenger RNA from Alosa alosa (allis shad), 2356 nucleotides. It is a transcript of the gene lrrc10, whose product is annotated as leucine rich repeat containing 10. The transcript has a single exon. Bases 649 to 1509 code for a protein of 286 amino acids. The record is from RefSeq and is a predicted model, not a curated record. Lineage: Eukaryota; Metazoa; Chordata; Actinopteri; Clupeiformes; Clupeidae. Gene Ontology annotation, molecular function: protein binding.
UCCUCUACCCACAGAGGUGCAGUGCAAAACCAAACUCUCGCACUGUCAAAUGCAGCAGCAAAGAGUUUGGGAGUCAAACUUUAUUAGUGUAAUGUCAACAUGGAAUGAGAAAAUGUGUGCUUAUAGGACACAUAAUUCAGAUUGUUGACAUCCUUUUGGAAAAGAGGUGCAUUAUUUGAUGGGAUUGAUUUGGGAUCGCUAGUUGGCUCUGGGACAAUCCUACCAAAGGGUUAAGUGUGAGUCUGGUUGCUGGCAGGACCCUGUGGCAGUGGGAAGGAGUUUGCUGUUAGGAAGGAGUUUACUGUUCGAUCAUCAUUUGCAUAUUUUAGGCAUAGGAACCAAGGAAACAGUGGUCUUAGCAGGUCUCAUGAAGAAGGAUACAUUUUUCCCCACUGAACCUUUUACAAGAGCAGAGAACAGAGGAGAAUGUUGAUGUAAAUGCCAACAUCUGGAACUUUUCUGAAGAAUUAACUCUGGAAUAAACUUAUAUGGAAUCAUCCACAUUAGUAAGUAGUGACAAUGGAAAGGAAUUCAUUUUGAGCUUAUACAAGUCAGAACUAUGUAGACAUGAGAACAGCAUCUAAAUGAGACAUUUUCGAUCUUUUUCUUGAAACUUGACUUUUAAAACAAUGCAUUUUAGUGGGUAGAAUGGGUAAUGUCCUGCGUGGUAUUGUGGCCUUCAUACCCACAGAGCGCUGUCAGCAAUUCUUGGUGGGUGACAUUAAGGAGAUGCCCUUGGAUUGUACACUGGAUCUGAGUUGCCGCCAGUUAAGACACUUUCCAAACAGAAUCUGUGUUUUUAAUGAGCUGGUUAAGCUGUACCUAAGUGACAACCAUCUGAGCAGCCUUCCGCCAGAUUUGAAAAGAUUGUGCAAGCUACAACUGCUGGCCCUGGACUUCAACUGCUUUGAAGAGUUUCCUGUUGCUAUAUGUAGCUUGCCAGAGCUUAAUAUUCUUUACCUUGGUAACAACCGUUUGGCUGAUCUUCCUCAGGAAAUGACAAAACUGAAAGAGCUGAAGACCCUGUGGUUGGAGAGUAACUGCCUCACUAUUUUUCCCGACGUGAUUUGUCAGCUCCCAAACCUCAAGACACUCCAUCUGGGCUACAACCAAAUCCGUACCUUGCCCACUGAGUUAAGCGGGCUGGAAGAGCUGCGCAGUAUUUGGCUGGCAGGCAACUUGCUGAGUGAGUUUCCAACAGUGCUACUAGAGAUGCACUUCCUGGAAGUGAUUGAUGUGGACCGCAAUCGCAUUCGUCACUUUCCCUGCCUGUCCCAUUUGCAAGCGCUGAAGCUAAUUAUAUAUGACCAUAACCCCUGUGUGAAUGUACCAGUGGUUGGAGAGGGUGUAAGACGAGUUGGCCGCUGGGCAGACUGCGAUGAUGAUGAGGAUGAUGAGGAUAUGGGAAAAGUGCUGUCAGAGCCUUUUGGGGAGGCAAAGGAGCAUAUUCCAGAAAAUGACACAAAAUCAGAGACAGUGGUAGCCCCUGACCUCAAUGAACUUUUGUAGUAGUCAAGCAAAUCAGUAAUCAGAAUGUUAAUUGUAUUAUUUUUGUUGGUAUGCCCAAAAAUCAAAUCUAAUUUACAAAUAGUAAAGUAACCCUUCAUGCAACUGAUUUGGACACAAAUCAUGAUACAUUUUUGCAUGAUACAUUUAUUGCAUUUGAUUAAAUUAUUUUACGAAACCAUAUGCAAUAUUGUCUAGGUAAAUAUAUUCAAGGAUGCAAAAGUGACACAAACAUCUUUGAUUUAAAUAAAUUGUUUUCAGAACAUUCUUCCUCAACAGACCUGUGUGCAGCAUUAAUGGAUGACUUAACCUACAUUACGGUGUAUUUGUAAUCUUGAUUCCUGUAUAAUUCUUGACAGAUUUUAGCCUGGGAAUACCCAUACGACCUUUCGACAAAUUUGGGAUUUGCUCUGCUGGUCCGCCUGGUCAAGAGGCCAUUGAAGCCCAUUUCCAAUGUCCCUAAAACAUGGGCACGCAAAUACAAUCGCUAAUUCGGCAUGGACGUGUAUUUUUUGGGGAUAGAGUAAGCAACUGCAUUUCAAACCUUCAUUUACAAGAUUGCUACACUUUUGAAAUUAUUUGUUUAACGUAGAGUUUAAUGUACCAAUUUAAGUUUACUUUCACUGCUAGUUAAGCCCCUGUUGGAAGUCAUAGGUCAAUGAAUCUUUUCCAGACCCAUAGUACAAGUGUGACAGCCUGGGUAGACAGAUUUGGGGGUGAGCUUUGAAUUAUGCAUUUUUAUGAUCUUCUCAUUUUUGUGUUUUUUCUUUGUUGAUGAGCCCCUGACUUCCUUAUCUCUGUAAAUGUAUAAUAUAUAUAUGAAUAACAAUAACAACAAUUAUAAUAAUAA